Messenger RNA from Cynara cardunculus var. scolymus (artichoke), 1933 nucleotides. RefSeq names its product IQ domain-containing protein IQM2-like. The record is from RefSeq and is a predicted model, not a curated record. The coding region runs from base 1 to 1692 and encodes 563 amino acids. The transcript has 8 exons. NCBI's taxonomy places the organism in Eukaryota, Viridiplantae, Streptophyta, Magnoliopsida, Asterales, Asteraceae.
AUGGGUUUAUCCAUUUCGUGCCCCUUUGCUGCGUGGACAGAUUUAGAAGCCAGUUUCACAUCCAUCAGUUGUUUAGAAGAUGAUGAACCUAAAAGUUUGUUCCGAUCUAUCAGUUUCAAGAACCAAGACUCUGAACCAAGUGUAAUGAAGUCUGUAGACUCUCAAAAGAUAGUUCAUGAAUCUUUAAGCCUUAAAAUCCCUUCACCAGAAAAAAAUGCUUUAAUUUGUGCUAAAAAGAAGGAACUUUGCACCCAAUCCCCAAGAUUUGAUCAUAGUUCUAUGAUCGAAUCCCUGCAAUUGUCCACUUCUGAUUCAGGGAGUCCCAAACAUGAAGCAGCCACAAAGUUGCAGAAAGUGUAUAAAAGCUUUAGAACAAGAAGAAAGCUGGCAGAUUGUGCAGUUUUAAUUGAACAAAGCUGGUGGAAAGUCUUGGAUUCUGCAGAACUCAAAAGGAGUUCUAUAUCGUUUUUCGAUAUUGAUAAACAUGAGACGGCCAUAUCACGUUGGGCCCGAGCAAGAACCCGAGCUGCCAAGGUUGGGAAAGGACUAUCAAAGAAUUGCAAAGCCCAGAAGCUUGCUUUGCAGCACUGGCUUGAGGCAAUAGAUCCAAGACAUCGUUAUGGGCACAAUCUUCACUUCUAUUACUUAAAAUGGCUUCAUUCUGAAAGCAAAGAACCUUUCUUCUACUGGUUGGAUAUAGGAGAAGGUAAAGAAGUGAAUCUUGUUGAAAAGUGUCCUAGAUCAAAACUUCAGCAGCAAUGCAUCAAAUAUCUUGGCCCGAUGGAGAGGAAGGCGUAUGAAGUAGCGAUAGAGGAUGGGAAGCUCUUUUACAAACAAACCGGCGAGUUCAUUGAUACCACAAGACAAACAAAGGGUGCUAAGUGGAUCUUUGUCCUCAGUGCAACUAAGACUUUAUAUGUUGGUGUCAAGAAGAAAGGUUCGUUUCAACAUUCAAGUUUUUUGGCUGGGGGAGCCACAUUGGCUGCCGGGAGAAUUGUUGCUGAGAAUGGUGUCCUUAAGGCAGUCUGGCCUCACAGCGGUCAUUAUCGUCCUACCCAAGAAAAUUUUCAAGAUUUCAUUUCAUUCCUCCGGGAAAAUGGUGUGAACACUUCUUAUAUAAAGAUGGAUUCCAAUGAUGAUGAUGAUACUAAUUCCCACGUAAGAACUAUUUCAUCCGAGAGCGAAAAGGAGCGUCUGGAGACCGAAGAUGCAGAUCUUGAAGAUCAUAUCCCAGAAAGAACCGUUGAAGAACAAGAUUCAAAAUUGGCAUCAGCAAAGAAGCCAAGAUUGUUUGGUAGUUUCGCUAGGAACUUAAAUCCUCUUGAAAUACCAAAAAAUGACGAUUUCUUGUUAGAAUCAAAGACUGAGAAUCAAGGUUUCACAUCAGAAAUCAUGUUGGAUGGUUUUUCGGACGAUGAACAUGAUCCAGAAGUGGAGGCGGCUGUUCCUAAAGAAUCUAUUCUUCAAAGGAUCAAUUCACAUAAAGAAACAAAAUCAUUUCAAUUGGGAAGGAAGCUUUCGUGCAAAUGGAGCACAGGAGCCGGACCUCGAAUUGGUUGUUUGCGAGAUUACCCAACACAGCUACAAUCGCAUGCUCUAGAACAAGCAAACUUGUCUCCAAGAAGCUUGAGGUAUUUCGAUCGAAGAAACAGUCAACGUUACAGAACACAGUCGUCCCUAUUGAUCGCCUGAUGGAUAAUCAUAACCACAUCAGGUGAUUUCUUAGAGUUGUUUGAUUAAUUUGUUACUUUCUAGUGACGAUAGCAGAUUGACUUAGGUAUUUUAGACAUUCUUUUCAAGUCCAUAUCUUCAAAUCUUGUAUAGGGUUUUAGGUCUCUUCUAUCUUCCCAGUUCUGUAUAGAUACAAAUUGAAAUAGAAGCUGUAGAUUCACAUGGGUAUUCAUUGAUAAUACUCUUUUUUACCAUUAAUGGA